Messenger RNA from Seminavis robusta, 1179 nucleotides. Lineage: Eukaryota; Bacillariophyta; Bacillariophyceae; Naviculales; Naviculaceae. The record is from the annotation of a GenBank genome assembly.
AUGAUUGCUUCAUUGAUCCUCUGUUGUUGUUUGGCUGCUCCGACCCUCUCCUUCGUUCCCGUUGCAACGGUUGUUUUCCCCCUUGGAGUCGGAAGCAGUUCCUCGUCGUCGCAGCUUCGAUUUGUCAAUGAGGGCCAUCCCCAGGAUGAGGUUUUCGCUGUCACCGAUUCCAAAACAGAAAUGCCCUUUCCUUGGAAGUGUCUCGACAUCAAUAAGGAUGGUAAAGUAGACUUUCACGAUCUCGCCUUUAUUGUCACGACUGCACUAGACGCCAACCAAGACGGUUUGGUAGAUGAAAAACAUGUCCAAGCCGCUCUUUCCGUGUCGCUAUUGUUGUGGAUGCUCAUGGUCUCUCCUGUUCAAGCCAAGGGAGGCGGUGGUGGUCAUGGCGGCGGCGGUGGUGGUCACAGUCACUACAGCGGCUCAAUGUCAACCUUCGACCAACCCGAGUAUGAUCCAUAUCGUCGACCUAACCGUCGCGAGGCCAACCGCAUGGUCCAGCUUCGACCUUUCGAUCCUAAUGCCUGCGCCGAUCUCCCCGUCGAAGGUGAGGUGGUGGACGUUCUGGUCGACGACUGGCGCGGGAACUACGUACCUGGAGUUGUCAAUGAUGUCCAAGAGGGUUCGUGCAGUUUCAAGACCGAUAUGGUAGGUGGUGGCAAAGUCUUUCAGUAUCCAGCAUCCAGGCGAUUGACAAGCAACCGCAACUGGCAGAACUGGGUCGCUCCCAGUAUCGUGGCGGGAGCAGUCGGGUUUGUCGGGCUGAUUGCCUUGGAAGAAGAGUGGAAUUCUGAAUGGGAGAGAAACUUUGACGACGAGUUCUUGCAAAGUACAGGCGGAGAGACCAAAGCUGCGGCAACAGAGAUCGAAACGUUCCCGCCACCAUGCAGUGGUUCCUACGUUGGCACUACACGCGAAUCUGACGGCAUGAACCAGCAGGUCCAAUCCGAUUUGAAGUUCUACUCUGACGGAGAGAUCUCCGGAGAUGGAUUCGAUUCUGAAGAUGGGCGAUAUUCUGUGUCGGGGGCUUGGAAGGAGAACAAAGUACGAUGGAUUGAAAGGUACGGGCUCCGGUUUUCUGUCACCGUACGAGGAGAAGUGCUCUCUGAUGGGAGCAUCCAAUGUCGCUUCACAUCUACGCGAAAUGUACGAGGAAAAUUCACAAUUCAGCAGAAGUAG